AUGGAUUCCAAAAUAUCAAUCCUCAUCCUUGGCCUAUUGGCCAUGGUUCUUCUUAUUUCCUCAGAGGUGUCAGCUAGAGACCUAACUGAGACGUCCACUAAUGCGAAAGAUGGUGAGCUAGAGGUUGUUGAAAAGUCAAAUGAAGUAAAUGAUGCCAAAUAUGGUGGUGGAGGUUACCAUAAUGGUGGAGGUGGUUACAACAACGGUGGCGGCUACCAUAAUGGUGGGGGUGGUUAUAACAACGGUGGUUAUAACAACGGUGGUGGUUACCAUAAUGGUGGUGGUGGUUACAAUGGUGGAGGCGGUUACCAUAAUGGUGGAGGGGGUUACAACGGUGGUGGUGGCUACCAUGGUGGACAUGGUGGUGGUUACAACCAUGGUAACUGA
Vicia faba (fava bean) is the source of this 387-nucleotide messenger RNA. The record is from the annotation of a GenBank genome assembly. NCBI's taxonomy places the organism in Eukaryota, Viridiplantae, Streptophyta, Magnoliopsida, Fabales, Fabaceae.